Messenger RNA from Rhopalosiphum maidis (corn leaf aphid), 1888 nucleotides. RefSeq names its product tether containing UBX domain for GLUT4. The coding region runs from base 247 to 1746 and encodes 499 amino acids. The record is from RefSeq and is a predicted model, not a curated record. The transcript has 10 exons. Gene Ontology annotation, molecular function: protein binding. Lineage: Eukaryota; Metazoa; Arthropoda; Insecta; Hemiptera; Aphididae.
CUUAUCAGUUAUCACAGUGGUCGAGUCGUUAGUGGUUUGUAGUUUAAUAAAAUUAAAAAAUUUAUAACUAUUAUUCCUAAUUUUCUACGCGUACUUUUAUGUUACAAGAUACAAGACGUUUAGAACUACUAAAAGCCAACUAUUAGACUUUAGUAUCUUCGACCUAGUACUUACUACAUAGAAAAUAUAGAUUAUUUUUGAACGCUCUCAAUACAAUUUAACUACAUUACUACUCCUAAUAUAAAUAUGGCCACAAAUUUAGUUGUAUUAGGUGAAAAUGCUGCUAGAAUUAACGUAAAAGUCAAUCCGAAUAUGACUGUACUUAAAGUAAUAGAAUUAGCCUGCACAAAAAUGAAAGCAAACAGCAAUGAUUUUGAUUUAAAAUAUCACAACAAAAUAUUAGAUACAACAAGUCUAAUCAGGUUUACAAAUAUUGCCAAUAAUGCCUUAUUAGAAUUAGUACCUGCUAAAAGAUCUAGGGAAAAUAGCUCAGUUGGUGUAUGGUUACAAAUAGAAGAUGGAACUAGAUUGUCUGGCGAAUUUCCAUCUAGCCAAAAUCUAUGGGAAAUCAUACAGACAUUAUUGAAGGACAAAUUUUCUAGUUACAAAAGUCCAGCUAUAAUUUAUACAAGAAUGGAAAUAAUUGGUAAAGAACAAUUACAGCAAAAAACAUUAAAAGACAUUGGUCUUGUUGGUGGCAAAGCCUUGUUAAGAUUACUUAACAAAAAAGAAUCUGAAGACCAAGCUCAUGUAUACGUACCUGCAGCAAGAAAACCAAAACUUGAAGAAGCUCCCAGAGUUUUAAGUCAUAAAGAGACAAAAACAAAUGCAUCACCAAGUGUCAAAUCUGCAAAUGUUACGACUACAAGUCCACAAGAGACCAUGGAUAUUGAACCAACUACUGAUGAGACAGUUGAAAAAUCUGAGCUUAUAAAUAUGUCAUCAAAUCAAAAAAAUCUUGAUAAUGACCCUAAAGCAAAAGACAGCAAUAAAAAGCCUACUCUUAGUGAUGAAGAUCUCAAUAAUUUCAAGAAGUCUAUAUCUUAUUUAGAUGAACGUGACACAUUGUUAUUUGAUAUUAUGGAUGGUACUUCAGUGUUAUAUCAAGAUGAAGGUGAUGAUUUCUUUCAACCAACUAUAAAAGAUGUUACUCUUGUACUAAGAGAUUUGAAAAAUUCACGGGCUCAAUUAGAAGAUGGUCAACUGUGUACAAGUGCAAUGCGGGAGUUAGAAAAAACUCAAAUUCAAUUAAAUUUAUUGCAUAAAUACAAAAAGUGCAUUAUUAGAAUACAUUUUCCUAACAGAUUAGUGUUGCAAACCAUAUUCAAAUCAACUGAAACUGUUUUAGAUAUAAUAAAUUUUAUUCGAAAAUAUCUCAUUGAUGAGUCUUUAGAAUUUUGUUUAUUUACAACACCUCCUAAGACUAUUUUGAAACCUGAAGAAACUUUAUUGGAAUGCGGAUGUGUACCAUCGGCAAUGAUUCAUUUUUCUUGUAAUAUGGAAACUGAUCAAUUAAAACCAGAGCUCAAACAAAAAAUUGUAUCUGGGUGUCAAGCUUCAAUAGCUGCUUAUCUUGUGAGAAAAGAAAGAAUUCCAAAUACUUCAAAUAAUGAUAUUUUAUAUAAUGAAGAGCCGGGAACAAGUAAACAAUCGGAAAAUCAAAAUACUAAAACAGCUGUUUUUAUUAAACCAAAUAAAACCACAGUAAGUAGUGGGAAGACACCUAAAUGGUUUAAGCCAGUAUAAGGUUAAAGUAAAAUCAUAAACUACAAAUUGUAUUUAAAUUAAUUAAUUAUCAUUUAUUGGUGUAUAAUUAUUAAUUUUUGUAUGGCGUUUAUAUUUUUUUUAAUAAAAUUAAUUUAACAACCAUUUUAUUUUAAAAUCUUUG